This is a messenger RNA of Astrephomene gubernaculifera, 9309 nucleotides long. The record is from the annotation of a GenBank genome assembly. NCBI's taxonomy places the organism in Eukaryota, Viridiplantae, Chlorophyta, Chlorophyceae, Chlamydomonadales, Astrephomenaceae.
AAGCAUCUCAACAUAAUUGAAGACGAUUUUAGUUUGUAUGCACUCAGCGUGACCGCUGUGUUGGCUAGACCUCUUUGAAGCGUGUCGCCAUGCUCUUACUAUUAAGACCUUGACCGUGCCACCUGUAAAUAAUACACUAGAAGGGUUAUCCGUCGUUAUAUACCUGUCAUAAAAACCGGUCCAGGUAGCUUUACUCAACAAACACCUUUUGUUUGACUGCAUCAACAGCCGGCUUGGUGAUACGGUAUUCCGGCCUCACGCAACAGCUCCCUACAAGAUCUUACAGUAUGAUUAGUAAAGCAGUAAUGGGGCGGUGUCCAUCCACGGUUCGAUGCAGCUUGCGCUAGGCAUGCGCGCAGCCCUAGCAUGGUAACACCGAACAAGUACGACAUAGCGUCCGCAGCGUUGCUGGAACACGUACAGCGUAAGGUAUCAGACAUGCGUGACGGGACAGCCAGGGUGAUGCGCCAAGCCCGCGGCACCGGCAUCGAGGCUGAACACAGGUCACAUCAAGCUGCGGGCGCCAAACAAAUCUCAGAUGUUAGCGCGCUCGCUGUUGGCCUCCUCACCGUACCGAGUACAACCACCGACGACGACAAAGGUGGGAAGUCCUCGGCAAGGCAGUACCGGCCAGUACUCAGCGACGCCCAUCGUGCCAUCUUGCUUGAGCGCCGGCUAUCGGAACAAAUCAGGUUGGAACGAGACAGAGCCUCACGCUCCCUCAGUGCCCGUAAGGGGCAGUCGCCGAGCAGCAUCACCCGUCACCCCAGCCCCCGCGCAGCAUCGCCAGCCUCUCGGGGUCUCUCAAACAGGACAGAUAUCCUGACUAGCAGCCGCCACCGUCAAGCCGGCCACGCCAGCGGCCGCGGCGGCGCCAGGACUGGUGACGGUAGCGGCAGUACUGACAGCAGCAGCGAUUGGGAGGCUGGGGUGGCCGCUCAACGGGCUGUCUCCAUCUCCAAUUCCAUGCUAGCAGCACGCAACCGCCAAGGGGGUCCAGACAGUCCGGCCACUGCCAUUGCAGGUGCAUCCCGCACGCCUCAGGCUCUCCAUAAGGCACCAUCAGCGUCACCAGCCAACGCAGGUGGCACCCGGCAUGUAGGUCUUCUGGGGCUGGGGCUGCUCACAAACGGAGCUGGUGCCGAUAACACCAAGAAAUCGCUAACACCCCGCGGUGGUAGUCCCUCUAUCGUCACCAUGGCCUUGAACUCACCAGCGCUCCAGGCACUUGACCGUGCCCUGCACAGCCGCGAGCUCCGACGGCGGUCCCAAUCAGCCGGCGGCGCAAGCACAGCGGCGGCUCCGCAGUCGCCACGCAGUAGGGCCCGCGGGGAGGCCGACAGCGCUCGGCAGCGGGAGUCAGAGGACAGCAGCGACAGCGACGAUGCCGGUCUGGGUAACCUGAAGGCGGCGGAUCUGAAGCGCGCGGUCAACAUGUCGCGGUUGGGUCGGCUUGCAGAAGGGGAGCGUGCCGUACAAAACACCCCGAGGCAGCCGGCUGCUUCGGGUUCCCUCACGCGCGGGGCCCCCGCGCCUCUCCGCUCCGCUGCCCGUGCGGAGAAGCAGGUCGAUCGCCUAACUGCUGCCAUGGUUCCCAUCCCUGACAGUGGCAGCGGCAGCGUAACUGCCCGAAGGAAUAAAGCGCAUGGCAGCAGUCCUGGCAGGGGGUCGGUCCCAGUGACUGGCCGUAGCCGUGCCGCCAGCCCAACCACUAGCAGCUCAAGCAGCGAUGGCAUCCUGUUCGUACAACGACCGCAGCAGCAGCACCCGCAGCAGCGAGUGCGUGGCGGCGCGGCAGGUGGCGGCAACGGCGGUCAGGGCAGCAGCAACCGAGGCCACAGCAGCCAUCAAGCCAAGCUGGCGGUCGCAGCUGCUGCCAUGCGAGGCGAGCUUGCUAAGAAGGGAGUAUCGCCGGCAGCCCCUAGCAGCGGCGGCAGGCAAGGGAACCGUUUGCGGAUUCCCAAGCAGGGGCUGGUACUACCGGACAGCGGUGCCCACGACAGCACUUCGUCUUCGGAGUUCGAAGACGCUUACGCUGCGGCCUUCGUCGCUCGUGGGUUGCAUGGGGUGAACCAGCGGCACCCGACAAGAAGCGGCAUCGCCACAGCGCCCUCCACGACACGGCCUUCCGGCGGUCGCUACAUCAGCAGCCACAACCACAGCCGCAGCCCCAUGCCGCUUCACCCUGACAGGCACAGCGACGGGGGCGCAUCCAGUGCUUUCGAUGCUAUGAUUUCAGGCGCACAACAGCUGCAGAAUCAUCUGGAGAAAGCGCAGAAGUCGCUGCAAAGGCUGCACCUCCAAGCGCAUGGGGCUCAAGGCGGCCAGUCAGGCAGGCAGCCGGAAGCCGCCACCGCGCCAGCGCAUGAGGGAGAGCCGCCGCUGGCGCAAUGGCAUGAAAAGCAUCUGGAUCCGGAAUCCGAACGUUGGGCGAUCCGACAUGAGGUGAAACCGGAAUCGCUGGGUGCGGACACCGGUACGUCAAGUGGUAAGGGUAGACAGCUGUCGCCGGCGGUGGCGCGGCCCUCGCGCGGCGAGCGAGGCGGUGUUCAAUCGCCAACAGUGCAGGAAACUAGCCGCCGGAGCACCCCGAGGCGGCGCAUGGGUUGGGAUCGCAGCAAUGAUGAACUAUCCAACGAAUCGGACGGUGAUGGUCCUGAUAACAACCACAUGGCCUCCUGGGUGCUUGAGACGCCUGCAGCAGCACCCCCAGCGUCCCGGGGAAGUCCCGCUGCGGCUGCAGACGGCGCCGGAGCAGCUGCCCAUGCGGCCACUGUGACAACCCCGCGCCGUGACGGCCGCCGCUCCCCGUCCGCGGCGACCCCACGUCGCGAUACUGCGGCUGCAUCCUCGCAUGACGGCAGCGAUAGCGGUAGCGAUACAAAGGUGGCGUCACAUGGGACCGGUAAGAGCCCGAAGCGGCCCGGCCGCAGCCAGACUGGCAGCAUGCAGCCUUCUACGCUGCUGACGGUGCUGCAGCGGCUGCACCAACACCACCCUGAGCUGUUGGAAUCCAAAAGGCACAUGCGGCGUUUGGAGCGGCUGCUGCGGGGGUUAUCAGAGGAGGGACUGGCCGAUGCGGAGGCAGGGCAGUUGCUGCGGGAGGUAACGGCCGGCGUGCACCGCCGCGAGCAUGCUGGUGAUGAUAUCGGCAACGGGGGUAUUGCCGGUGACGGCCGUGGUGGAAGCAACGAUGCGGAAGGAGUGGCUGUGGCGCCGGGAACAGUGGCCAUUGGAGGCAGUCGCCGGAGGCAAAAGCACCGGUCGCAUGAUAACCUCACGCGCCAGCAACCGGAUGGCAAUGCUACGGCUGCCGGUGUUGUCUCUCAAGCGGACAGCGGCUUCCGUAGCAAAACCCGAGACGUCGGGUUUGACAGCAAUGGGGCUAGCGAUAGCAGCAGUAGCAGUCAGGGCUCUGGUGAUGCCGCUGAGCAGCUGGCCUCCCUGGUGCGGUCAGCGGUGCGAGGCCGGCGGGAAGAGCCAGCUAUGGCUGCCGCAGCGGCGGCUGCAGCGCUGGAGGUUAAGCAACAGGCCAAGGCCCUGCGGCGGGCGUUGCGGCGGGCCAACGAGGAACUCGAUGAUGCGGUGCAUGACCGGCGGCGGCUGAGUGAGCGGUUGGCGCAGCUGGAGGGUGGCACGGCGCAGCUUAUGCAGGCUCACUUGGUCGGCUUGAUGGGUAACGCAGCGGCGCGGAUAGUCGCCGGCAGCAGCGGCGGCGGCAAUAGCGCCGAAAACGGCUGGGGUGGCAGCGGCGGUGGCGGAGGCGGCAACACCGGCGGAGGCGCCGGUGGGGCUAUGAGCAGCGGCGAGCUAAGCUUCAACAACGCCAUGGGCCCGGGAUUUGCGGGCACGGGCGCUGCAUGGCUCGGAAACGCUAUUCCCGCGCAUCAUGUUGCAGCCACAGCCGCAGUGCAUCCUCCCACUGCACCCUCAACAAGUCCCUCUGCUCCGCCAUCGCCCAUGGCACCGAUGCCCGGUACCUGGUCUGUGCCCCCGGGUGCAGCACCGAGCAGGGCUCAUGGCGCGUCUGGGCUGCCCCGUGACACCAGCCAUGGAGUGCAUGUGGCCGGUAACCAGCAGGGGCAGGGGCGGCUGGGUCCCAGCGAAGUCAACGCGUCCAUGCGGCCUGAAAGCGGCGGCGGGCAUAUCGGCGAUGUGGCCAGUUUAGUCGCCCCAGGCAGCAACCCGCCAGCGGCAUCUGCUGCUCCUGCUGUCGUACAUGAGCAGAACGCGCACGUGUACAUGCAACACGCUCAGCCCGACAACGUGUGGGCCAGCAGACCCGGAAUUCCUGCGCAUGAGGUGUUCCCAGGGAGCAGAGCCCAGGAGCAGCCUGUCCUGCUCGACCACCCGGCUUCCCAACACCGACACGCCUCCCUUGAACAAGGGCACCAGGGGCCGAGUUCUUGGGGUCGAGGUGCAUCAGAGGACCUGCCGGCCUCCCCUAAGCACCCAAGUUACCUAGGAAGCUGCUCGUCACAGGACCUCCCGCCCUCCUCCCCCAAACCGCCAGCGUCCCAGGACCGGCGCGCCUCCGCUGACCAGCCCAGCUCCCGGCACCGCCGUACACCGGAUGACGUGUCGCAUCCCCUAGAGAGCCGAGCAUCCCAAAACCAGCCCUCUUCUCGGGACCGCCAUCCGCCCAGCGACGCAUCGGGAUCCUUCCUGGGCCGGUCAGACCCCCGUCGGGACCCCGGCACGUCCGGUCAGAAGUGGCCCGCCCACCUAGAGCGUCCACCACCUACCGGAGACCGGCGUGCGUCCCGUGACGUCAUGCCCUCAGCCACUGGGAAGGAGCAGCCACCGGUUGACCUGAUCGGCUUUCCGGGACAGCGGCCCCCAGGCGGCGAACCUCCCCCUCAAACAACCCUGACAGGAAGCCGAGCAGCCGCUGGCAUGCAUGUACCUGAGGCUCCACAUCCACCAGCCGCCGACUCCGCCUUCCGCUUCCAGCCAGCCGGUGCAGACAUGCUGCAGGCUGCGCCCAGGGGAGCUCCGCCAGGCGCCGGCAGCACCGUUGCCCCUCCUCACCGAACGUUGGAAGGUGCUCUCGGUGAGCUACUGGGCUUCAGGACAGACCCUUCGCAGCGUUCGGGAACAGCGUCCGGCGACUCUCAAGUCACUCCUGCCGCCGCCCAUGCAAGUGCCCCGCCGUUAGGUCGUCCCAUGGAUGCUGGAAGCCGAGUCAGCAGGCAGUUAGGGCCGCAUGCCGAGAUUUUUGGCGGCGACACCCAUGCUGGUACCUGUAGCCACCGCGCUGCUCCGGCACCACCACCACUGCUGCAGCGGGAGCAGCAGUCCCAACAGCAGCGCCAUGCCUCAUCGGACGGUAGCAGCCACGGCACGCGUACGACAGGCUCCUCAGCACCUCGGAGCUUGUCUGGUGGCGCCGCCGCGGCCGCACUUCUUGCGGACCUGGAAACCCAGGCGGACGCCCUGCUUGAACGCCGACGGCGCCGCCGAGCUGCUAGGGAAGGCGCCCAACCGGGACCGCCUGGCGGCCCCGCUACGGGUAGUACGGGUCCCAGCAGCAGUGCUGCUGCUGCUGCAGCACCUCCAGCACCAGCACCAGCCGCUUGGGACAGCCUUUCCGGCACGUCGGGCAGUUCCCAUUCGUUAAGAGGGGUUACUGUCGCCGAGGCACCACCGGCCGCCAGGUCAGCACCGGUGCCCGCGGUUGCUCCUUUGACGAUGUCGGACCUGCUGACGCAGCUAGGGACGGCCGGCAGCCGACGAGGCAGCCGAGACCGGGACCACGUGGGCGAUUGGGGUGCUGGGGGUGCUGCUGCCGUGCAGCGUGAAGGAGUCUCCGCUGCAGCCAUUCUGCCGCUGCUGUCCUCUUGCUGCUCAUUGGUAGCUGAGUCCUCGGGGUUUGAUUCGCGGCCGGCUGCUGCAGUGCGAAGUGCCUCGGCCGGGAGCGCGGCUGCGGCAGCGGCGCUAGGCGCUUCGUCGCCACGGCAGGCGCCGACGGCUGGCGGCAUGCAAACCAGGGUGCCGAUGAUGCUAGACAGGGGCGCUUCUGCGUCCUUGGCUGGGCCGUCCGGCUGGCGGCGUGGAGGUGUGGACCCUGAUGGUGCCGGAGAGGAGACGGAGGUAGCGAGGCAGGAGGAAGACGGUACGGAGGAGGAAGUAGAAGUGACGGUUGGCAGCUUUGGUGAGGAGGAGGAGGAGGAAGGCGAGAACGGCGGGGUGCAUGAGCUACCGGUGCUGUCACCCGGUCGUACCCAGCUGGAGCGUGGGUCCUUCCAUUCCUCCGCCGGUGCUGCUGCGGUAUUUCAAAGCGAUGUCAAUGGUGGUGCCCGCGGCGGCGACAGGCAUCCACGCGGCGGCGACGGUGGCGGUCGAGGCGAGCCUCUGACGCCGCGGCGGCGCGGGGCGAGGCUCGUGGAGCUCACUCGGCAGUUAGGAGCCCGACUGGGAGCCCAGGCUGCAGCGCUGGCGGCGGAGGCGGAGGCAGAGGAGCUGCAUGUGCUGAGACAACAUGACGGCGGCGGAGGUGCGGGUGCAGGUGCAGGACGUCCUGUUGGAGGAGCGGCAUCACGGUUGGCGCAUUCGGCCGGCAGUGGGCGCGGCGGACCCGCUGGUGGUGGUGGUGGAGGUGGAGCCGGAGACGUGGGGCGAGGAGGAGGGGUUGGCGACAGGGCGGUGUUGCGGCAGCGUUGCUUGGAGCUGGAGUCACAGUUGGAGGCCCAAGCGGAGGAGCUGCAGCGGCUGCUGACCGCAGCAGCGGCGUCCCUUUCCGCCGGAACAUCCCCUCAACAGCAACCCCGUCAUGGUGCACCGCCACGACACCACCGUACCGAACAGCAGAGGCAGCAGCAGAGCGAGCUGCUUGCCUCCCGGUGUCGUGUCCUUGAGCGGCAUCUCAUGGCGGUGCAUGAGGAGAUGGACACCUUGUUGGUUCGUACACGUGGCAUCAAGGCUGCAGUGUCUGACGGCGCCGCCAACAUUCGAGAGCACCUUGUGCAGCUGGGCUCGAGGAUGGACGGUCUGGAAGAAGAAAAUCAGCAGUUGAGAUCGGUUGUACGGCAAUCGUAUGAAUCCAUCGACAGGGCUGCGGCACUGUCGGGACAGAUCUCGGAGCUACAAGGCCAGGUUGACUUGCUAACCCUCGACAAACAGGAACCGCAGCUCCAACUGGAGCUAGCCAAGCUGGACAGCGCUCGCAGCUCCUCCAGGGGGGGCGCGGCGGCCGAGGCGAAUGCGGAGCGGCAGCAGCUGCAGGAGCGACUUGCGGAGCUCACCGCCCAUGUGGCCGACCUGUUGCGAGGCAAGGCCCAGCUAGAGGCGGAGGCGCAGCGGCUGCAGACAGAGGCCAACGCCGCCAAGGCAGCAACCAGCAGCAGCGCUGCCGCCGGCGGAGGCGGAGGAGGAGCUUAUGGGUCCGCCGUCACUGCCUCGGCCGCCACCACACCCCUAACCGUGCCGCGUGGGCAACGCCUCCCGGUGCCGCAGUCUCCUAGGGGCAGCACCGCUGCCGUCGCCGCCGCCGGUGCUGCUACUGCCGCAGCCGCCUCCACAUCCGCCGCCGGUAUGAGGACAGCGGGGCAGGCCACUGCGCGCUCGUUCUCUGGUGGAGUCGCUUCGUAUGCUGGUGCGGGCCCGGCGCCCAUAGCAACGCAACUGAGAGGCGGCGGAAACAGUAGCAGUGGGGGCGGUAGCGGCGGCGGGAGUGGAAGCGGUCGGGGCAGUAGCGGUGGCAGCGAUUCGGACGGGUUACUGCUGGCCCGGAUGUCUCAGCUUCAGCGGCAGGUUCUCAAGCUGAGGGCAGAGAACGAGGACCUCCGCAUUCAAGCCGUGUCGAGUGCCAGAAGCAGCAGCCCGAGGGCUGGCCCCUCAAACCUCCGAGAAUUGCAGGCUGAGAUGGGGAGCUAUGACCGGCAGGUGGUGGUGGAGCGGUGGGUGCACAGCCACGUAAAUGCAGGAAUGCAGGCGCAGACGGGGGAUCCUACCUUGUUAACGCUCCAAGCCAACGCUCAGCAGCAGCAGCAGCGGCAGUUGUCGCCCCGCCAAGGGCAGCAGCAACAGCAGCGGCAACCGCUACAGCAACAAGUUGCCGCCACGGGGGCAGGAACAACAGCCAUGAACCGGCAACCCGUAUACCAUCCCCAACCACGACAGCAGCAGCAGCAGCAGCAACAUCCCAGUGUCAACAUUGCUUCGGGCUACGCUCGAGCAGCGCCAGUGCCGUCACCCUCACCUGCACCUAGACAUGCGCCGUCACCCUCGUCGGCAAGGGAAUACCGCGUUAACUUCAGCGUGGAGUCAGUGGGGCGGUCGACCGGAGCUGCGACUGCAUCCGCGGCGACAGCUGCAGCGUCGUCUCCAAGGCGCGCCUCCCCGAGGUCUGCCUCCCCGGUUGCUGGUCGCAUGAGCGCCACCCUAAUGCCAGGCGGUCAAUACAGGCACCGGUGAGGCAGACCCGGAGAUUGAGGAGGUCCAGGCGAGGACAUUCUGCAGCUGAUGCCGUACUUGACUGGAAGCUGGCGGCUGCAGGGGCAUUUGCUGGCGAGAAGACGCAACGUCGGUACGCCCAUCAUGUGGUCUCCUCGCCUCUGCGCCCAUGCCGGAGCCCAGCAAGGGCCCACGUGGCAUGGGCUGAUCAUGCUGCGCUUGGCCCGUGGAAUGCAGCCAUGCGUUCUGGAAGGAAGGGCAUGUGGAAACGUGGGUGCGCAUGUGGAUGGUGCAUGCAAAAAUGCACGGCGGUUACAAGAGGCUUGGUAUAUGCGCUCGUGUCGUACAUAUGUUCUCUAGCGAAGCAAGCGCUCACGUACAGAGAAUGGCCUGGCGUGGUCCUUACAGUGCGUAGAAGUAGCAUGAAGUCUCCUCUGUGUCAGAGCCCCCAGGCUUCCGGAGUUAGGUAGCACUGCCAGGGCAUGGCUGGUACACUGCGCAUGUAGACUGCAUUGGCCUUUAAUGGCGGGAUGGCAAGCUCAAUGUGUUUUUAGCAUGUUACCGUGAAGACUUUGUAGGGGAAAUGCUACAUAUCCUGGUAAAGUGUUUCCAAUCAUGCUAAGCCAAGACUUGCGGCUUUUCACAUUGGGCGGGUUUAUCCCGUGUCUCCGGCUUAAAUUCAGCUGGCUAGCACUCAUGCAUGAAACAAAACACAUCUUCAGGGUAGUUGCGGUUGCAUGCCUACAACACAUGCUUGGGGCUGCCAAGGGCUGCCCAGGCCCCAAUUUCGCGCCAGCCGGCUUCCAUUGGACUCAUCUAUGCCACCCUACCGGUAUUCUAUCUCAUGCGCUGGAGCGAUCCGCCCAGGCCUUCGCAUGUACCGGUUCAACCAUAGCCGCAAGCUACCGGUACCAU